This is a messenger RNA of Xenopus laevis (African clawed frog), 2271 nucleotides long. Its product is annotated as sodium-coupled monocarboxylate transporter 1. Lineage: Eukaryota; Metazoa; Chordata; Amphibia; Anura; Pipidae. The coding region runs from base 296 to 2164 and encodes 622 amino acids. The record is from RefSeq and is a predicted model, not a curated record. The transcript is spliced from 15 exons.
ACCCUCCUUUUGGCUCAGUCAUUCCUUCCCCACCUAGCUUGUUACAAUCACUGCACAUGUGGUUAUUCUCCCUGAAGCAUCUUAUAGCAUACUGCCUGUCCCUGCCUUUCAGCUUUAGCUAUCUGCCCCUAGAGUUUACAUCUUGCCCUUGCUUUUGGCUGCACUUAUUUGCCCCCUUUAUCCUCUCAGCUAUAGAUAACUUCCCUUGGAUUCUAGUGUCUUCCCCUUAUCCUAUAUCUGAGCACAUCCUUUCUGGGCACUUGUGAUCUAAAACAGAAGCUAUAUUUAUUUUACUAUGGGUACUCCGGGGGACAUUGGCUCUUUUACAGUUUGGGACUACCUGGUGUUUGCUCUGAUGCUGCUGAUCUCAGCAGUUAUUGGAAUCUAUUAUGCUUUUGCUGGGGGUGGACAGAAGACCUCUAAAGAUUUCCUGAUGGGUGGGAGAAGCAUGACUGCCGUGCCUGUGGCCCUAUCCCUAACUGCCAGCUUCAUGUCUGCAGUUACAGUGCUGGGCACACCAGCAGAAGUGUACCGCUUUGGAGCCAUGUUCAGCAUAUUUGCCAUCACUUACCCCAUAGUGAUGGUGAUCAGCUCAGAAGUCUUCCUGCCGGUGUUCUACAGACUGGGCAUCACUAGCACUUAUGAGUACCUUGAACUCCGCUUUAAUAAGUUUGUCCGGCUCCUCGGCACUAUCAUUUUCAUCAUACAAACGAUUUUAUACACUGGAAUUGUUAUUUAUGCUCCUGCUUUGGCUUUAAAUCAAGUGACUGGGUUUGACCUGUGGGGUGCUGUUGUUGCCACUGGGGUGGUUUGUACCUUCUACUGCACAAUGGGAGGUCUGAAAGCUGUGGUCUGGACAGACGUGUUCCAAGUUGGGAUUAUGGUGGCUGGGUUUUCAGCUGUAAUCAUAAGAGCAGUUGUGGUUCAGGGUGGCAUUGGACCUAUUUUGGACGAUUCUUACUAUGGAGAUAGAUUAGAUUUAUGGGAUUUUAAUCCUAGCCCUCUGCAAAGAAAUUCCUUUUGGACAUUUGUUGUUGGCGGAACGUUUCUUUGGACAGGGGUUUAUGGAAUAAACCAAUCUCAAGUUCAGAGAUACAUUGCUUGUAAAACCAGGUUUCAAGCUAAAAUGGCUUUGUAUGUGAAUCUUCUUGGACUUUGGGCAAUUCUGGCUUGUGCUGUAUUGAGUGGAUUGGCCAUGUAUUCAAUUUAUAAAGACUGCGAUCCCUGGACUGCCAAGUUUGUGUCUGCCCCAGACCAGCUGAUGCCCUACCUGGCUUUGGAUAUUCUGCGGGAUUACCCAGGACUCCCAGGGCUUUUUGUUUCAUGUGUUUACAGUGGGACAUUAAGUACGGUUUCCUCCAGCAUAAACGCUUUAGCUGCUGUAACAGUGGAAGACCUUAUAAAGCCUUACUUCAAAUCCCUCAGUGAAGCGAAGAUGUCUUGGAUCUCCAAAGGAACAAGUCUCGUAUAUGGGGCAAUAUGCAUUGCAAUGGCUGCUCUGGCAUCUCUGAUGGGUGGCUUGUUACAGGCAUCUAUAUCUAUAUUUGGUAUAAUUGGGGGCCCUUUGCUGGGCCUGUUUACCCUGGGGAUCAUCUUCCCGUUUGCUAAUUCACUAGGUGCUGUAAUUGGUCUCCUGUCUGGCUUUACAAUCUCCCUGUGGGUUGGCAUCGGAUCCCAGAUUUAUCCCCCGCUUCCAUCCAGCAAUUUAGCCAAACCUCUCUCACUAGAGGGCUGCAAUUUCACAAGCAUUGAAAGUAACUGGACUUCCACUGUGAUGCCCAUGAUGACAACCCUUUUUCCCGAAACACAAGUCAGCAGCAGGCCAGAACUUGCAGAUAGCUGGUACUCGCUAUCAUAUCUGUAUUUCAGUACUCUUGGGACACUAGUUUCAGUUGUAGUUGGUCUAAUCGUCAGCUUGCUUUCAGGAGGGUUAAAGCAAAAUAUAAACCGUGAUUUCCUCUUAACAUCUGAAGACUUUUCCUACUUGAAUGUUCUCUUCUCUUCUUGCAAAAAGAAAGGGCAGGAAGAAAAAGUUGAAGUGUUGAACUGGAAGUCACGUAGUACAGAUACUUAUGUGGAACAAGGCACAGAUAAUCCUGCAUUUAAUCAUAUGGAAAUGACCUCUGCGGAAAAAAGAGAGAAAAUUAAUGGAAUUAUUGCUUAAAAUCUGUCAAUAUACUUUUCUGUUUAAUAAAGAGGAAACAUCAUGUGGACAAGCUGGAACUCAACUGGCAAGUUAAAGAUAUUUACAAAGGACAGACAUGUGCAAAG